Orcinus orca (killer whale) is the source of this 2213-nucleotide messenger RNA. It is a transcript of the gene RALYL, whose product is annotated as RALY RNA binding protein like. The transcript is spliced from 9 exons. Lineage: Eukaryota; Metazoa; Chordata; Mammalia; Artiodactyla; Delphinidae. Gene Ontology annotation, molecular function: RNA binding. Gene Ontology annotation, cellular component: nucleus. The record is from RefSeq and is a predicted model, not a curated record. The coding region runs from base 387 to 1265 and encodes 292 amino acids.
GUCUUGCGUGUGCGUGUGCGUGUGCUCAGCCACAGCGUGAGGGGCACCUGCUCGUCUGGGCUCACAGCGGAGGAAGCCUCGCCGGGAGCUGCAGCUGCUGCCGCCCUUGGUGCUGCCGCUCGCAGGCGCCGGGCUCCCCGCCGCCGCCGCCGCCGCCUGGUCUGCUGGAGUUGGGCUCCGUGGGGCUUCCCCUCUCGCAGCCUCGGUCCUUCCCGGCUGCCUGCAAGUCAGCCUGGCUGCGAGUCACGUGUCAGUGCCUGAGGCAGAGACUGAGAGAAAAAAACGCGCUUCAUUCCUUCUUCCACCGCCAUACUGUAUUUUAUCCUAAAUCUCAUUUUUAUUCCAACAUUUUACUCCCUCUCGGACUAAAACAAGGUGAGCCAACCAUGACUGGCAAAACACAGACCAGCAAUGUCACCAAUAAGAAUGACCCCAAGUCCAUCAACUCGCGUGUUUUCAUUGGCAAUCUAAAUACAGCCAUUGUCAAGAAAGUUGACAUUGAAGCCAUUUUCUCAAAGUAUGGAAAAAUAGUUGGCUGCUCAGUUCACAAAGGUUAUGCAUUUGUACAGUACAUGAGUGAGCGGCACGCAAGAGCUGCAGUGGCUGGAGAAAAUGCCAGGAUCAUCGCAGGCCAACCACUUGAUAUCAACAUGGCAGGAGAACCCAAACCAUACAGACCAAAACCUGGAAAUAAGAGGCCCCUUUCUGCAAUUUAUAGACUUGAGUCAAAGGAACCUUUCCUGUCUGUUGGUGGUUAUGUCUUUGACUAUGAUUACUACAGAGAUGAUUUCUACAAUAGGUUAUUUGAUUACCAUGGGCGUGUGCCUCCACCUCCCCGUGCAGUAAUUCCGCUGAAGCGUCCCAGAGUGGCUGUAACAACUCGCAGGGGGAAAGGAGCCUUUUCCAUGAAAGGGGGAUCAAAAUCUACUGCCAGUGGAUCUUCUUCAUCAGGCUCUAAAUUGAAAUCAGAUGAAUUACAGACAAUCAAGAAAGAAUUAACCCAGAUCAAAACUAAAAUUGACUCCUUGUUAGGGCGCCUGGAGAAGAUUGAGAAGCAGCAGAAGGCGGAGGCAGAAGCUCAGAAGAAGAAAUUGGAAGAGAGUAUAGAGCUGAUCCAAGAUGAAUGUGUGUCAGAGAAUGCAGAUCACUCUACAGAGGAGCCUGCUGAAGGAGGGCCAGAUGCCGAUGGAGAAGAGAUGACUGAUGGGAUAGAGGAGGACUUCGAUGAAGAUGGGGGUCAUGAGCUGUUUCUACAGAUAAAGUGAUCUGAAGUAAUGAAUGAUGUCAUAAAAGCAGAAAAGAAACUGUGACAACACCCAGAAAUAUGAAAGGAGGCUUCUUACUGCAUAAUAGUAUCUUUGGUUCAAUUUAUAAAAACCCAAAUAAAAUGGACAGUAUUGUUCAAUUUUAGAAAUUCCAUUUCUUCUAUGUUCUAAGCUGUAUAAUUGUCAGGUUUUUAUGGUUUAGACUGUAAAUGUGUUUUUUCCCUUUGCUAAUUACAUUUUUUUUUAAGUCUUAAAAUAUGGAGGACAUUUAUGAAUGGUAAGGGAGACACCGUAUACAAAUGUAUAUUUGUAAAAGCUAUUUUUAUGAUUAGCAUGUUUUACUUUUGGUCAUAUAUAAAAGUCAGGUGAUAUUGCAAUUAUACACUUAAAACUUAUUUCCAACAAUGUCAUGUAAGAAAAGAUGCAUUUUAUGCUAGUUUUUAUAAUUUAUUUUUAAGUUAUAGUUUAAAGUACUUCAGAUCAUAAGGAUAAUACUUGAAAAGUUUUAUUUCUGCCCUCAAUAAGCACCAUUUUUAUUAAUAAAUAAUGCAAAUAUUUCAGAUGUAAUUCAAUAGCUAAAGGACUGUUGGUUUGCCGUAUGAUUAAAUUGAGCAUUCUCUGCUCGACUGAACUGAAAUGACCCAAUUACUACCCAAUAUUUCAGUCUGGGUAGGAGAUCCCAUGGACAGGUUUUAAUGCCCAUACUGGUGAGAACUAAAUUGGCAGGGAUGAUUGCCUUGUCUUUGGAUCCAAAAGUUCAAAUUAGUACAUACAUCACUUCAGUUCAUCUCCUAUUGCUCGGAACUCUCCAUUCCCUGGUAUUGCAAGUGUUUUCCAGAUGCCCUUAGCCAUUGUCUUGUGCUGUGGAAAUGGAAGAAACCAUCUUCACAGACUGUAGGAGAAUUCAGCAUAUAAUUUCUUAAUAAAUACUGUUUCUUUUAAAACAAA